This is a messenger RNA of Leptopilina boulardi, 1110 nucleotides long. RefSeq names its product phenoloxidase-activating factor 2-like. Gene Ontology annotation, biological process: proteolysis. The record is from RefSeq and is a predicted model, not a curated record. Bases 1 to 1110 code for a protein of 369 amino acids. The transcript is spliced from 6 exons. NCBI's taxonomy places the organism in Eukaryota, Metazoa, Arthropoda, Insecta, Hymenoptera, Figitidae. Gene Ontology annotation, molecular function: serine-type endopeptidase activity.
AUGAAGAAAAUAGUAUUUUUCAUUCUCAUGUGCUUUGUGUGUGAAAUUUAUUGUAAUAAGAAAUUAUUAUUAAAGACGAAAAAUAAUCAUGUUUCUUUCGACAAUAAGCAAAAUAAAGCACUGGAUUCAUUAGGUUUACCAAAAACUUUUUUAUUUAAACCAAAAUUUGCAUGUAGUUGUAUAUUAUCAACAGCCAAGUGCAAUGGAUUUAUUUACGGAAACAAAACUCAUACAGUUAUGUUCGAUAUAAGAAUAACAAAUUUGGGUUUGGAACCAGUUUCUUGUCCAAUGGGAGAAGUUAAUUGUUGCAAGUAUAAUAAUAAUAAUAACAAUAAUAAUAUGCCUCCUAAACCUAAAAAAUGUGGGGAAAGAAUUAUUGCCUCGAAUCAGCUUAAAAUUAACGAUCAAUCUGCAUAUGGUGCUUAUCCAUGGCACGCUGAGAUCAUAGAUCUUAAUAAUCAAUAUAUUGGCGCAGGUGUUAUUAUUGAUGAUUCUCAUAUAAUUACUGUAGCACAUUUAGUUUAUAAAUUAGAAAAUAAAUAUAAAAUAAGACUUGGUAAAUGGAAUAGAACAAGUAAAACGGAACAAUUUCUUGAAGUAAAACCAUUGUCAACAAAAAUUCACGAGGCAUUUAAUAUAGAACUUCUUUUUAAUGAUAUAGCUAUCAUUAAGAUUGAUCGAAAAAUUGUAUUUCAUAAUUAUGUCAAUAUUAAUGCUGCUUGCCUUCCAACUGCAAUUCCUCCUUCUGGUAUCAUAUGCUGGACUGCAGGAUGGGGAAAGAAUAAUUUUACCAGUGACAAAUAUGAAAAUAUUUUAAAAGAAAUUGAUUUACCAAUAGUUGAUCACGGAACUUGUGAAAAGCAAUUUCAAAAGACAAGACUUGGAUCUGAUUUCAAGUUAGAUUCCAAAACUUUUAUUUGUGCUGGUGGUCAACUAGGAAAGGACAGUUGCACGGGCGAUGGAGGAGGUGCAUUGAUUUGUCAGCCAUUAAACGGACGAUUUGAAAUUGUAGGAUUGACUGCCUGGGGAAUUGGUUGUGGUCAACAAAAUGUUCCAGGAGCUUAUGUACAUGUUUACAAUUAUCUUGAUUGGUUAAAAAGAAAUAUGUAA